AUGGCGGAAGAAAAACAUGAAAUGGGCGUCGAGCCUGUUGACAGCCCCAAUGACAACGACUCUGGCUUUUCGAAGCCCGUUGACGAGGCACACACGGACCUGGGACUAGAGUACUAUCACAAGGCCAUGCUGAUCGAUCCCCAAGUCAGAGAAACGAUUGCUCUGCGGGUCCGCAAAAGAAUCGAUUACACCAUCCUGCCUGCGAUGUGCUUGAUCUACUUACUGUCGUUCCUGGACAAGCAAACGCUGAACUACUCGAACGCCUACGGACUGCAAGAGGACUUAGGUCUCAAAGGUCGGGACUAUUCCUGGGUUGCUAGUGUUACGAACAUCGGAUAUGUUGUCGGCUCGUAUCCAAGCAACUUGGCCUUGCAGACACUGCCUGUUGGUCGUUUCGUCUCCACGAUGCUGCUUCUAUGGGGUGGACUGUUGAUGUGCACGGUGGGAGCGAAGAACUUCGCCGGGAUAAUGACGCUCCGCUUUCUUCUUGGGGCAGCCGAGUCGUGUAUUGGACCAGCGUGGAUGUUGGUGACCGCUAUGUUCUGGACGAGAGACGAACAACCGCUUCGCAUGUGCAUCUGGCUUGGCUGCAAUGGCAUUUCAUUGAUGUUGGGUGCCGGUAUCUCCUGGGGACUUGGCCACACCAACAAUCCCGCCCUCGAAUCGUGGCAGCUGAUCUUCUUAGUCAUCGGCGUCAUCACAUUCGCUGUCGGCGCCGUCGCUUUCUUCCUCUUCCCCUCCACCCCGAUGGACUUCAAGCUCUUCACGGAGGAGGAGAAGAUCGUUUCCGUCUGGCGUGUCUCUGGAAACCAGACGGGCAUCAAACAUUCAAAGGUACAAUGGUACCAGAUCCGCGAAGCAGCCCUUGACCCCAGAGUAUGGCUUGUUGCAUGCCAACAGCUCUCCAUCGGUAUCAUCAAUGGCAGCAUCACCAACUUCAUGAGCGCCUUACUGGCAGGAUUCGGCUACUCGGACGUCCAGACGGUGCUCUACCAGCUUCCGAACGGUGCGUUCCAGAUCGUGUGUACAUUCCUCGCCGGCUGGUUCUCCUCGGCCGUCCCGAAUACCACAGUGAUCACAGUGAUCAUUACUCACGUACCAUCCAUCGCCGCCAUCAUUGGCAUCGCCACGAUCGACUUGUCUCACCGGUUGGCACUAACCGCCUGUACCUGGCUUCUGGGUAUCAUUGGAGCUGCGAUUAUCCUCAAUUGGUCCGUGGUGACAGCAAACUUCGCCGGCCAUUCCAAGCGCAUGGCAGUGAACGGCUGCAACUUCGUGUUCUACGCAACUGGAAACGUCAUUGGCCCUUUUUUGUUCUUGCCAGAAGAAGCGCCCCGAUACCUGUCGGCCAUCAAAGCACUGUGCGGGAUAUACGGAGCCUCGAUGGUCUUCACCGCAGCGAUCGGUGUCAUCAUGUAUAUGAAGAACCGCAAGCGGGACAGAAUUGCACGCCAGGAGAGCGAAGAUUAUGAAGCUCCGGCGGAGGUCUCGUGGACUGACGUGGGCGAGGGGGCGUUCAGAGACCUGACGGAUGGCGAGAACAAGCACUUCAGAUACAGAUUGUAG
Molecule: messenger RNA, 1566 nt
Organism: Saxophila tyrrhenica
Lineage: Eukaryota; Fungi; Ascomycota; Dothideomycetes; Mycosphaerellales; Extremaceae
Exons: 5
Coding region: 1-1566 (521 amino acids)
Biological process (GO): transmembrane transport
Cellular component (GO): membrane
Molecular function (GO): transmembrane transporter activity
Source: RefSeq, a predicted model, not a curated record